Molecule: messenger RNA, 534 nt
Organism: Rotaria sordida
Lineage: Eukaryota; Metazoa; Rotifera; Eurotatoria; Philodinida; Philodinidae
Source: the annotation of a GenBank genome assembly
AUGCAAAAGCAAUUUAAUAAUUAUUUUCGAGAUUUAAAAACAAACCAUUCAUUAAAUAAUCAUUCAUUUGAUGAAAAUGAAAAGGAUUUAGCAAUUACUGAAUCAGAAGAAAUUAAAAUUAAAACACAAUGUUAUUCUCUUCAUGAAUGUUCUCUAACAUGCAUAUCACCGAAAGAACUUAAAAUUGGUGAUUCAGAAUCAAUUUAUACAGAAGGUGGUAUUCCUUCAAUCGAAGCAUCAUUACCAAAAGAUGAAUCAAAACAUAAGAAAGUUGAAUUACAAGUAUCUAAUGAAGAACAUGCUCAACAUCUAGAACAUACUUUUAGAGAAAUUGCAUCACUUGUUACUGGAAAAUGUAUUAAUCCGGAGACAAAACGUCCUUAUACUAUAUCGAUGACUGAACAACCCAUGAGAAAUAUUCAUUUUAGUUUUAAUCCUAAUCGGAAUGCUAAACAACAAGCAUUUGAUGUUAUUCAUCAAUUGAAACAAUCAAAUAAUAUUUCAAUUCAACCAGUACAAAUGCGUGUACAAUGA